AUGGAUUUCACCAACCUGGCACCGGACGAGGGAUCCUGGCAAAGGGUGUGUAACCAGGAUCAGACUGAGCACCCAGCGGAAGAGGCAACUCCUAGUAGAGACACUCUCAAAAUUGAUCCGGUGGAGCUAGAGCGGAUCCGACGCAUAUACCGAGCACCAUCCGACCACAUCUGCCCGUUGGACACUUCCAGAAAUAGAGUCAGUUUGCCAGCUCCUUCCAGCAACGCAGAUAGCACGGCCUUACCUCCAGAGGCCGAGCGAGCGAGGAUCCACGCGGAGUUCGAGACCUGGCGUGUGGAGAAUGGCUGGUCUUCCUGUCUCGCGCCGCCCGGCCCCUUACAGUCCGCCGCGUUCGCAUUUCUCGUUCCCAUCUCCCCGGAUGCGUUGCAGGCGCUUAAGAUACUUGACAACACGCUGCUUGAAAAUGCAAAUGCGUGUACUAGCCUCACGCUAGGCGGGCCAUCGCCGUCUUGCGUGAUGAAGCUGGACUUCGCCUUGCUAUCCGGCCGCGACUACCUUUCGUUUGGCUCUUCUCGCUCCAACGAGCUGACCUUUCCGGAGGCGGACGAUAUCGGUCACCAGCAGUUCCUCUUGCGCUUCGAGAUAGAGGACGGUGUUUUGCUUCUUACAGACACCUCCCCUCACGGCACGCUAGUAAGGAACUGCUCCACAGGAACCUCGAUGCUGCUCCACAACGACACCUAUCAGCUUUUAUCAUCAACGCAUAUCCUAUUUGGGCUAGGGCAGCGCUACCACUUUCGGAUCAUCCUGACUGAAAACGUAGAUUUCCAAGAAGAGUUCCAGGAGCUCCUCCAAACCUACGCUACGUCUAUUGGCAGGGCAGGGCCUGCGAUCCAGAAGCCGCCGGCGGUAACGGACCAAGAUCGCGUUCGGAAGCGGCGCCGCACGACCGCUACUUGCGGUGCCGGCUGCUUAGGGGGCUCGCAUGAGGGCGAAACGCGCCUGGCAAAGCGACUUAGGACGGUGGCUGACGUUGCGGACAUGAGGGAAGCCUCCUUUGUGGGGGACAUGGUGGGGCAGACGCCCGUGGGGUAUCAGCAGAGCCCCUGGUUGUCUUGGAUCCGCAGGGCAUUUUCGACGGUCAAACGCAGCGUUUUGUAG
Molecule: messenger RNA, 1122 nt
Organism: Coniosporium apollinis CBS 100218
Lineage: Eukaryota; Fungi; Ascomycota; Dothideomycetes
Exons: 1
Coding region: 1-1122 (373 amino acids)
Molecular function (GO): protein binding
Source: RefSeq, a predicted model, not a curated record